AUGAACCGGUCAAGGCCGAUGGGCAAGAUCCGGAAACGCCUGGAAGAUGUCAAGAGCCAGUGGGUCCGGCUGGCCAGGACUGACUUCAGCGACAAUGAGAGCGCCCGGCUGGCCACAGAUGCCCUCUUAGAUGGCGGGCCCGAGGCCUACUGGCAGGUCCUCAGCCAGGAAGGUGAGGUGGACUUCUUGUCCUCGGCAGAAGCCCACUAUAUCCAGGCCCAGGCCAAGGAGCCCCCCUGUACUCCGGAGACCCCAGGGGGCACCGAGGUAGGAGCCAAAGGACUCGACUCCUGCUCCCUGCAGUCAGGUACCUACUACCCUGUGGCCUCAGAGGACAGCGAGCCCACGCUGCUGCACGCCUGGGCCUCGGCCGAGAAGCCCUACCUGAAGGAAAAGUCCAGCGCCACCGUGUACUUCCAGACGGACAAACACAACAUCAGAGACCUCAUCCGCCGCUGCAUCACCCGCACCAGCCAGGUUCUGGCCAUCCUGAUGGACGUGUUCACAGACGUGGAGAUCUUCUGUGACAUCCUAGAAGCGGCCAAUAAGCGUGGGGUGCUCGUCUGUGUGCUCCUGGACCAGGGAGGUGUGAAGCUCUUCCAGGAGAUGUGUGACAAAGUACCCAUCUCUGACAGUCACCUCAAGAACAUUUCCAUCCGGAGCGUGGGAGCAGAGGUGUACUGCGCCAAAUCAGGCAGGAAGUUCGCCGGCCAAAUCCAGGAGAAGUUCAUCAUCUCAGACUGGAGAUACGUCCUUUCUGGAUCGUACAGCUUCACCUGGCUCUGCGGCCACGUCCACCGGAACAUCCUCUCCAAGUUCACGGGCCAGGCGGUGGAGCUGUUUGACGAGGAGUUCCGCCACCUCUACGCCUCCUCCAAGCCCGUGAUGGGCCUGAAGUCCCCCAGGCUGGUCGCACCCCCCCAGCCCAGAGCAGGACGCGGCCCCCCGCCCGGCCGCCUCAGUGGCAGUAGCUGCUCUGCCAGUGACCAAGUGUCCUCCAGCCCCUUCAGCAGCCCAUCGACGGGAAGCAACCCUCAGAACCAGAGUCGGCCCAAGUCCUCAGGGCCAAGCAGCCCCCUCGCCCCAAACCCACCUCCGCCUCCCAGGUUUCAGCCCUACCAUGGUCUUUGGGGGGCCCUGACCCCACAAGCCUAUUUCUCCCCGAGGCCCCACGACAGCCCUCCCGCUCUCUACAGCAAACUCACCGCCUACAGGCCCAUGCGGCUGCAGCUGGAGCAGCUGGGCCUGGUGCCCAGGGUGGCUCAUAUCUGGAGGCCGUUUCUACAGGCCUCUCCUCAUUUCUGA
Miniopterus natalensis is the source of this 1305-nucleotide messenger RNA. It is a transcript of the gene SACK1A, whose product is annotated as scaffolding CK1 anchoring protein A. Gene Ontology annotation, molecular function: protein kinase binding. The record is from RefSeq and is a predicted model, not a curated record. Lineage: Eukaryota; Metazoa; Chordata; Mammalia; Chiroptera; Miniopteridae. Gene Ontology annotation, biological process: epidermal growth factor receptor signaling pathway.